Molecule: messenger RNA, 878 nt
Organism: Dermatophagoides farinae (American house dust mite)
Lineage: Eukaryota; Metazoa; Arthropoda; Arachnida; Sarcoptiformes; Pyroglyphidae
Source: RefSeq, a predicted model, not a curated record
AUCAAGGAUUAAUCAAUCAAUCUAGUUUUAAUUUACAAAUCCUUAAUCCAAAAAUAAUCAAUAUUUCCAGUUCAUUUGUCUCUGUUGUUGCCCAACUGGUGUAUGGAGAAAACUUUUUAAUGUCAUUUAUAAUCAUCUAGAAGCUUAUUCAUAAUAUUUCAUAAUUGAAUUUUCUUCUAAUCAUUCUGGAAAAUUGUCAUAACAUCAUUAUUGUCUGAAACAAUGAAAUUCUUCCUUUUUUUCAUGUUUAUUGGAAUGACUUUGGCGAUGCCAAAUCCAAUUGCUAAAGACACUUACAACAAUAAAGUUUCUGAAUUGUUGAUUGAUCGUGCUCGAACAUUGGUUGAAAAAGCUAAACAUGUCAUCGAUGAAAAUAAAGAACAACAUGAAGAUUUACUAUCAUCGAUUAAGAAUCUUGUGGAACAAAUUGAAACAUUGUCGGAUAAAUUUGAAAAAGAAUAUCAUGGAUUAGAUUUGACCAAGAAUGAAAUCCAUACAAUGAGUGAAGAAUUAUUACACUUCGAAAAUCGAUUGACUGAAGAAUUUUUGAUUUUUUACGAACAUAUUAAACAUAAUGAUGACGAUGAUGAAGAUGUUGAUCAUCUAAUCAAACGUGGUGAAGAAUUGAUUAAGAAAGCACAUGAUGUACUACGACAAUAUCAUCCGGAUUACAAGACAACAGCUGUGGUAGAUUUUGAAAUUGCAGCUGUCUUAAAAUUGAUAAAAAUUGUUCGACAUGGUGAUGAAGAGACAAGACGUAAAUAUAUACCAGAAUUAAAACAUCAAUUACGAUCAUUGGAAAUUAUUUUAGAAAGAAUUAGGAAAUGAUAUGGGUUACUUGUUUAAUCGUAAAAAAAUAAAGAAAAACAUUAAAAGAA